Centropristis striata (black sea bass) is the source of this 2630-nucleotide messenger RNA. It is a transcript of the gene kctd13, whose product is annotated as potassium channel tetramerization domain containing 13. Gene Ontology annotation, cellular component: Cul3-RING ubiquitin ligase complex. The record is from RefSeq and is a predicted model, not a curated record. Gene Ontology annotation, biological process: protein homooligomerization; negative regulation of Rho protein signal transduction; protein ubiquitination. Bases 465 to 1445 code for a protein of 326 amino acids. NCBI's taxonomy places the organism in Eukaryota, Metazoa, Chordata, Actinopteri, Perciformes, Serranidae. Gene Ontology annotation, molecular function: protein binding; ubiquitin-protein transferase activity. The transcript has 7 exons.
CAGCGGAAGAAGAUGUGCGAGUUUCGUUUCCGAGUGACCCAGUUAGCUUCUCCUGUUAGCAUCAGUCAAUAAUCUUUAUCUCCAACAAUGGGAUUGGCUGUUCAUAAUUCAGCAGUUAGCGUUUUUUAAGGGUUUGUUUCUGAUUUUUAUCACACAAGAAGCGAUACCAAACAGAAGAGCAUUGCUAGCUUAAUGCGUAGCAACGAAACAGGCUAGCCGCUGUUAGCCUCUUUGGGUUAGCUUGGUGGCUCCGAUAAAAAUGAGUAUAUAAAAUGAGUUGUCACACCUUCUGUUAGUAAGUUCACUGGUGUGGUUUGGGCUGUCUGUGCUAGCUGGCUGGCUGAUUAUCGAUUAUUGCUGGCUGAUUGAUUGACGCUUCCAUAUUUGGCUAUCUUGGCUUAGCUAGCUUUACUUUUUCAGCUCCCUUGAAUGUUCAGAGUGUCAGGACGUGACUCUACUGCCCCAUGUCUGCUGAGGCUUCAGUAGGCAGUCAUGCUGCUGACCAGCCUGCUGUUUCCCAGCCCGCCUUACACAACACAGAAGAGCUCAGAAAUCGGGGUCUGCUGGGGAGCAAGUAUGUCAAAUUAAAUGUGGGAGGCUCACUGCAUUACACAACUGUCCAGACAUUAAGCAAGGAAGACAGUCUGCUGCGGAGCAUAUGCAAUGGAGGAACAGAGGUUUCCAUCGACUCAGAAGGUUGGGUAGUUUUGGAUAGGUGCGGCCGUCAUUUUGGACUGGUGUUGAACUUCCUGCGCGAUGGAUCAGUUCCACUCCCAGAGGACCACAGAGAGCUGGAUGAGGUUCUGAAGGAGGCCCAGUACUAUCGUGUCCAGGGACUCGUCCAGCACUGCCUCAGUGCCAUGCAGAAACAAAAGGAUGUCUUUGAAACUGUGUGUCGCAUCCCCAUGAUCACCUCCGCCAAAGAAGAGCAGAAGAUGAUAGCUACUUGUAGAAAGCCGGUAGUAAAAUUGCAGAACAACAGAGGAAACAACAAAUACUCUUACACCAGCAACUCUGACGACAACCUGCUGAAGAACAUCGAACUGUUUGACAAACUGGUGCUGCGAUUUAAUGGCCGCGUCCUGUUUGUCAAAGACGUGCUUGGCGAUGAGAUCUGCUGUUGGUCUUUCUAUGGUGAAGGCCGUAAAAUCGCUGAAGUAUGCUGCACUUCCAUCGUCUACGCCACAGAGAAGAAGCAGACCAAAGUUGAGUUUCCAGAGGCUCGAAUCUUUGAAGAAACCCUCAAUAUCCUGAUUUACGAGAACGGCAGAGGAUCUGUUCCAGGAGGCUUACACCUUUUAGACUCGAGAGGCUCCGGCUCCUCGAUGGGAACGGAGGAGGAGGGCGCCACAGGAGGCGACCGGCGCGUCAGACGGAUCCACGUGAGGAGGCAUAUAAUGCAUGACGAAAGAGGGCACGGCCAGCAAACCGUGUACAAGGACUAAUAAUGUGAAAACAAGAAGCACAGGAGAGUGGCUUCAUGUGUGUGUGUUUUUUUUUUCUUGGAUGCUAGAAUGAAAGAGACGUCCUUGAUCAUAGCAAUAGCUUGCUAGGUAGUUAUUUAAUGAAAUGUCUUUAGAGGUCACUGCACAGAAAUGUAGGAGUCGAUGACUGAUCUGUAACUGAAGUUGUUUGGACACGAAAAAAUGCUUCUGUUUACAAGAAAAACAAAAAGUGUACAUUAUUUAAAUAGGAUAUGUGUAGAAUUUACCUGGGACGUGAAACUGGCAUAAACCUCCUGCAAGUUACGGAACGGGGCGUGAAAACCCAACUCCCACCGCACCUGUUAAUGUGGGUGUUAAUGAUAUGCACUGGCGCCCUCCUCUGUGUUUGACUCAUAGGAAACACUGUCUUUCUUCAGGUUGUCAAACAUCUGUUGCCUUUUCAUAAGUCGGACUGAUGUGCUGCCCUGAACAGAGGACGGUCAAGUUUAGCCUAGAUAUGUUAACACUGGAAUAAAACUGAGUAGCCAUUUUGUAGGGAGGUUGUCUAUGAAUGAGAUUGUUGAGCAGCUCGAUUUUUCUUUAUUUAAAUUCUUAAUGCUGUUGCUUCAAGAUGUUUUUAUUAAUUAAUUUAUGAACCUAAUUUAUUGUUUGGUAUUUAACUUUUGUAUUGUAUGCAAUCUUUGUGUUAACUAGUGCUCAAGUGAGUUUUAAUUUUUUUUUGGAAUGAUACAAUGCACUCUAUAGCACACACCAGACUUUGAAUUUACUCCUGUAAAUGACGAAAUAGUGAACUUACAUUUCAGUUUAAUGUUUCAAGAGGAACCAUGACCAUUUCUUUGAUAAUGUAUUUCAUUCUGAGCCAUGAUCUUUCGCUUUAUGUCUUAUACCAAACCACUGAAAAUUGCUCAACCUUAUUGGCCAUACAUGAUGAUGAAUCAAUUAAGGCAAUUAAUACUGGGUUGUAUUUUAAUUUCCCUCAGAGAGAGGAUUCACAUUUUCUUUCUGAUUUUCACCAUUGUCUUUAUAAACAUAAUCACUCUGAAUACUGAAAAAAACAUUGAAUGAGAGCAAUAUGUAUCUCAGACCCUUUUAUAAAAUCACCUUGGAUUUAAAAUAUGCACUAAUAUGACUUCCGUCCAAUAGUGGUCAUGGGAACGUUCUGAAUAAAUGACUUAUGAAAUCCAA